UUUCCUCAGCUGUCUGCUGUCAGUCUUGCUUUUCAAUUUUUCAUUUUAUUUUUCCGGUUUUCGCAAAAAUGAGAAGCGUUUUCAGAAGAUUACUUUCUGCUAGCAAUUUGUCGUUAGUUAGGAGUAAUAAUGUACGCUAUUGCUCAAAAGAAGUGGAGAAAAAGAAAGAUAAGGACGAUGAGGAUGAAGUAAAGAAAAAUAUCGUAAUAGAAAAGUUUGGAGCCAUUACCACUCUAAACAUUGACCGUCAGCACACUAGGAACAGUUUAGAUGAGGUAACUCUCCGUGAGAUGACUGCUGCAAUCGAAGCCUUCGAUAAAGAUGAAUCGGCUAAAGUCCUGGUGUUCAAUGGAGAAGGAGGCUCCUUCUGCUCCGGUUUUGAUAUAGACGAGAUUGGGGAGAAAGGGUACAAUAAUGUUAAAGAUGCAGCAUCGCGUCUCUUACGCCGCCCACUCUGUGACAAAGUGACCAUAGCAGCAGUGUCUGGGUAUGCAGUAGCCGAGGGCUUCGAGCUGGCGUUGGCGUGUGAUCUGCGUGUUGUUGAAGACACUGCUGUGCUGGGAUGCCUGGGCAGGAGAUUUGGGGUUCCCCAAGGCAUGUUUGGUGGCAGGAAGCUGACUGCACUCAUCGGUCUGUCACGAGCGCUAGACUUGCUGAUCACUGGCAAGCUGAUUACUGGGACAGAGGCACACCAGUUCGGACUUGCGUCUAAGCUCACGGCUACUGGUACAGCAUUAGGCGAAUCAAUAAAACUGGCCAAAUCUCUCUCGAAGUUUCCACAAAGCGCGCUCAUAAUGGACAAAUUAGCCGCAGUGAACUCGCAACUCAACCCCAAUAGUGAGGAGAGUAUGAGAGACGAGGCCGUCAUGACCAGCCUGUUGGGAAACGCCAUAGAUGACAUCAACCAGGGCGUCAAGAAGUUCCAAGGAGGCAUCGGCAAACACGGCAAGUUCUACAAACUGACUGAAGUGCCCCUCAAGGACUGGGAACUAGAAGAUACGUUUGAAGAAGUAACAGUGGAACACGUAGACUCCCCUGCAGAACCCCCCAAACCCACCGAGACUAAAGAAGACGCUCAGAACAAGUGUGAUAAGUUUACAGAAGAAAAGAAAAAGUCGUAAACUAGUAUUAAGAUUACGGUUAAGUUUUUGUAUUGUUUUUUAACUUAAUGCCCUCUAGUCAACCGUUUUGGUUUAAUAAAGUUAGUU
Messenger RNA from Ostrinia furnacalis (Asian corn borer), 1208 nucleotides. Its product is annotated as probable enoyl-CoA hydratase. The transcript has 6 exons. Bases 69 to 1121 code for a protein of 350 amino acids. The record is from RefSeq and is a predicted model, not a curated record. NCBI's taxonomy places the organism in Eukaryota, Metazoa, Arthropoda, Insecta, Lepidoptera, Crambidae.